Elgaria multicarinata webbii is the source of this 1936-nucleotide messenger RNA. Its product is annotated as keratin, type II cytoskeletal 5-like. Gene Ontology annotation, cellular component: keratin filament. The transcript has 9 exons. The coding region runs from base 90 to 1862 and encodes 590 amino acids. Gene Ontology annotation, biological process: keratinization; intermediate filament organization. Lineage: Eukaryota; Metazoa; Chordata; Lepidosauria; Squamata; Anguidae. Gene Ontology annotation, molecular function: structural constituent of skin epidermis. The record is from RefSeq and is a predicted model, not a curated record.
CAGAGAGGGUUCUGGUGUCCCUUCUCUCUCUGUCUCUCUUUACCAUAACCUUUGCUAAAAUCUCUCCUAUCUUCUUUGAAUCAGACACAAUGAGUAGACAAUUUAGUUCUAGAUCAGGUGGUGGGGUCAAGAUGUCCCGUGGCUACAGUUCUUCCACGGUUGUCAUUCCUGGUGGGGCAAGAGGCAGCUUCAGUACAGUUCAAAGUGGGAGAGGAAAUGUAGGGUUAGGUGGUGGUUUUGGUAGUAGAAGUCUCUACAGCCCAGGUGGUAGCAAGAGAAUCUCUAUUGGUGUUGGUGGCAGUGGUGGAGGAGGCUUCUGGAGUGGUGGAAUUGGUAGCGGAGGUGGUUUUGGUGGCAGUGGAGGUUAUGGAGCUGGAGGGGUUGGGGGUUAUGGAGGGGGAGGUUAUGGAGGUGUAAGCCCUGGUUUUGCACUAGGAGGCUUUAGUGGUGGAAGAAUGGCCCCCAUUGUUCCUCCUGGGGGUAUCCAGCAAGUGACUGUCAACUCCAACCUCCUGUCACCACUCAACCUAGAGAUUGACCCAGAGAUCCAGAAAGUACGUGUGCAGGAAAGAGAGCAGAUCAAGACCCUCAACAAUAAGUUUGCAUCAUUCAUUGACAAGGUACGGUUUCUGGAGCAGCAGAAUAAGGUUCUGGAGACCAAAUGGGACCUCUUGCAGCAACAUGGCAGCACGGCAACAAAGGUCAACAUUGAACCACUGUUCGAUGCUUACAUCAGUACCCUCAGGAGGCAGAUGGAUAAUCUGAUCGGUGACCGAGGAAGAAUGGAUGGGGAGCUAAGGAAUGUGCAGGAUAUGGUGGAAGAUUACAGAAAGAAAUACGAAGAUGAAAUCAACAAACGUACUGCUGCUGAAAAUGACUUCGUUGGCAUCAAAAAGGAUGUUGAUAGUUCCUUCAUGCACAAAACAGAGCUCCAAGCAAAGUUCGAUGCGCUGAUGGAUGAGAUUAACUUCUUGAGAGCCCUGUAUGAAGCUGAACUGUCUCAGCUCCAAGGACGGGUUAGUGACACCAAUGUUAUCUUACAAAUGGACAACAACAGAGAUCUAGACCUCAACAGCAUCAUUUCUGAAGUGAAAGCACAGUAUGAAGCCAUUGCUAACAGGAGUCGGGAUGAGGCAGAAGCUUGGUACCAAAGCAAGUUUCAGGAACUUCAGAGUGCAGCCGUGGGUCACGGUGAUGACCUGAAAAACACUCGGAGCGAGAUUUCGGACUUGACCCGUCUCAUGCAGAGACUGAAAGCAGAAAUUGAUGCUUUGAAGAAACAGAUUGCUAGUCUCCAGUCAUCUAUUGCUGAUGCUGAACAGCGAGGGGAGUUGGCCCUCAAAGAUGCCAGAGCGAAACUCAUUGAACUGCAGAAUGCUUUACAAACAGCCAAGGAUGAGAUGGCGCGCCUAAUGCGGGAUCAUCAGGAGCUGCUGGGUGUCAAAUUAGCCCUGGAUGUUGAGAUUGCUACAUACAGGACUCUGCUAGAAGGCGAGGAAUACAGGAUGUCUGGAGAACUCGCUACACCUGUGAGCAUGUCGGUGGUCAGCAGUUCUACCACCACGGGCGGAAGCAGUUUCGGCGCUGGAGGUGGUGGUGGUGGAGUUCGAAUGAGCAGCGGAGGAUUCAGCAUGGGUGGCAGCGGAGGAGGAGGCGGCAGCGGCGGAGGCAGCCUUGGUCUUGGAAUGGGCGGCGGAGGUGGUGGCGGUUAUGGUGUGAGCAGUGGGAUUUCUGCUGGAGGGAGCAGUUAUAGUUCUGGAGGUGCACAAGGCUUUGGUGGGGGUAUGAGUGCCGGAGGAGGCUCCUCGAGUGUGAAGUAUGUCUCAAAAACAUCAUCGUCAAGCAGGAAAGUAGUCAGAUAAAAAGAGAAACACACACACAGUCAAGUUCAGUCAAUUUUGGAAACUCCCUUAUAAUUGCCAGCAGCAACACCCCA